This is a messenger RNA of Rana temporaria (common frog), 3183 nucleotides long. RefSeq names its product neural cell adhesion molecule 2 (gene NCAM2). The record is from RefSeq and is a predicted model, not a curated record. Lineage: Eukaryota; Metazoa; Chordata; Amphibia; Anura; Ranidae. Gene Ontology annotation, molecular function: protein binding. The transcript is spliced from 18 exons. The coding region runs from base 403 to 2910 and encodes 835 amino acids. Gene Ontology annotation, biological process: cell adhesion. Gene Ontology annotation, cellular component: membrane.
UCCGAUCAGUAGCCGGGAGCCGCGCACCCAGGAGCGCACAGAUCUUCGUACAUAGCCGCACUCCGCCGCCUGUACAAGUGUAGAAGCAGCCGCCGCGGACGAAUCCCAGAGCCAGGAGAGGGUGACGUGCUUGUUUUGCGGAUGAACACCUUGGCCGCCUUGUGGCUGAUAUAGAGCUGCAGUCAGAUCGCUGCUCAUCACUUUGCUUAGGAACUGGUUGCUGCGGGCUGUGUGUGGAGCUCUGUAGAGGCAGACAGUGUGCUGUGUGCUGUGUGUGUGCACAGUGCUCCCUCCUCUACACUCUCAUACAGAGGGCGAUACAUUGUAACUAGCAGGAAAACACAGCAAGAGAAAAAGAAAUAACCAACUCCAGGAACUGUCCAGCAGCUUCACCUCCUGAACAUGAAACUCCCUUAUUUCUACCUGCUUGGAUUACUUGUCACCAGCGGGCAAGCUAUAUUGCAAGUCUCAAUUUCUCUCAGCAAAGUUGAAAUCAGUGUUGGGCAGUCCAAGUAUUUUACAUGUACAGUCUUAGGAGAACCUGAAACGAUAGACUGGUAUAGCCCACAAGGUGAAAAAAUAACUUCUAAUCAGAGAGUUGUGGUGCAAAGGGAAGGCAUCCGAUCAUGGUUGACAAUUUAUAAUGCUAAUAUAGAUGAUGCUGGAAUUUACCGGUGUCAAGCUAUCGAUUCAAAGGGUCAUACUCAGGAGUCUACAGUUGUUCUAGAAAUCUAUCAGAAACUGACAUUUGAAGAUGUCAGGUCACCUCAAGAAUUCAGAAAAGGUGAAGAUGCAGAGGUUGUGUGCCACGUCAACAGCUCCCCGGCUCCCAUGGUCAGGUGGUUGAAUAACGGGGAAGAAGUAACAGACAUUGAUGACAGUCGGUUUGCUAUGUUAGCAAACAAUAAUCUUCAGAUUAUGAACAUAAGCAAAAAAGAUGAAGGUAUUUAUAGAUGUGAAGGUCGAGUUGAAGUUCGAGGAGAAAUUGAUUUCCGAGAUAUCUUUGUCAUAGUUAAUGUGCCUCCAGCUAUCUUAAUCCAGCAACGAUCCUUUAAUGCAACUGCAGAUCGGCAAGAGGAAAUUUCUUUAUUUUGUCGUGCUACUGGCUCACCUAAACCUUAUAUUACCUGGCACAGAAACGGGAGAAUGAUUGAAGAAAAUGAAAAGUAUUUAUUAAGAGACGAUAACACAGAAUUAACCAUUAAGAACAUUAUCAACAGUGAUGCAGGAUCCUAUACCUGCAGAGCAACAAACAAAGCUGGAGUCACAGAAAAACAGUCCUUUCUACAGGUGUUUGUGCAGCCUCAUAUUAUACAACUGCAGAAUGAGACGACAGUUGAAAAUGGUCAUGUGACCUUGACAUGUGAAGCAGAAGGAGAGCCUGUCCCUGAGAUUACAUGGAAGAGAGCAAGUGAUGGAAGGACUUUCUAUGAUGGAGAUAAGGGCCAAGAUGAACGAAUAGAAAGUAUAGGACACCAUGGAAAAUCCUCCUUGCGCAUUAAAAAUGUGAUUUUAUCAGAUACAGGAAGAUAUGACUGUGAGGCAGCAAGUAGAAUUGGUGGUCAUCAGAAAAGCAUGUAUCUGAACGUUGAAUAUGCACCUAGAUUUAUUUUAGAGCAAACCAUCUACUACUCCUGGGAAAACAAUCCAAUUAAUAUCAGUUGUGAUGUGAUUUCUAACCCGUUGUCAUCAAUUUUCUGGAGUAGAGACAAAAUCUUGUUACCAGCAAGGAAUAUAACAAAUAUAAAGACAUACAGGGAUGGGAAGAAAAUACUACUAGAGAUAACUCCAAUAUCAGAUAAUGAUUUUGGACGAUAUAACUGUACAGCCAUCAAUUCAAUAGGAUCAAGGAUCCAGGAAUAUAUACUAACUCUGGCCGAUGUACCUUCCAGUCCACAUGGUAUGCGAGUUGAAGAGCUGUCACAGACAUUGGCCAAAGUAUUUUUCCAGAUGCCAGACUCACACGGCGGUGUGCCAAUUCACCAUUAUCAAAUUGAUUUUAAAGAAGUGUCCUCAGAUAUUUGGAAAGUUGUCCAUUCAAGUGGAAAUCGAACUAAUGUUGAAUUGGCCGGUUUGGAAGCUAACACAACAUAUGAAGUCAGGGUUGCAGCUGUUAAUGGAAAAGGACAAGGAGAAUAUAGUAAAACUGAAAUUUUUCAGACCCUUCCAGUUCGUGAACCUAGUGCUCCAGUAAUCCGUGGACAGACAGGCUCAGGCAAGAGUUUUAAGCUGAUUAUAACAAGCCAAGAUGAUGGAGGAGCACCAAUUUUAAAUUAUGUAGUUAAAUACAGAAGUAAAGACAAAGAAGAUCAAUGGCUUGAGAAGAAGUUUCUUGGAAAUAAAGAUCACAUAGUUCUAGAGCACCUACAGUGGAAUAUGGAAUAUGAAGUUCAGAUUAUAGCAACAAAUAGGCUUGGUCAAUCUAAUCCAACUAUGUAUGAGUUUAUAAUGCCACCAAAACCCAACAUUAUUGCUGAUACUCUUUUCAAUGGCCUUGGAAUUGGAGCAGUCAUCGGUUUGGCAGUAGCAGCUCUCCUGCUAAUUCUUGUUGUGACGGAUGUCAGUUGCUUCUUCAUGAGACAGUGUGGAUUGCUUAUGUGUAUAACCAGACGGAUUUGUGGAAAAAAAACUGGCUCCAGUGGAAAAAGUAAAGAAUUAGAAGAAGGAAAAGCUGCAUACUUGAAAGCUGGAUCAAAACAGCCAAUAGUAGAGAUGAGAAGUGAGGAUGAAAUAAUUGCUAAUCAUGAUGGGAGCCCAGUAAAUGAACCAAAUGAAACAACACCUCUAACAGAACCUGAGAAAUUACUACUAAAGGAAGAAAAUGGGAAAGAAGCUUUGAGUGCCGAAACAAUUGAAAUCAAAAUAUCAAAUGACAUCAUCCAAACAAAAGAAAGUGACAGUAAAGCAUAGCAUGAUACAACUUAUUAUCAUACAAUAUGGGAGAUUGGUGACACAAACCCAAAUGUCAGUGCUCUGCUGCAGACAAUUAUUGGCUAAUCUUAGCUUUCGAUUGUCAGUAAAAGUGUCCAUACCUGAAACAACUCACAUCUACUGUACUUAAAGAUUUUGUUUAUUAAUUUAGUUUGUUUGUCUGACUGAUAACAGUAUAAAUGUAUAAAGUUAAAGAUGAUUGCAAAAAUUCCUUUAAUUUAUUAUAAAAUAAAGUGUUCUAUUUAUAAAAUA